Messenger RNA from Penicillium malachiteum, 951 nucleotides. Its product is annotated as transporter YIP1. Gene Ontology annotation, cellular component: trans-Golgi network. Lineage: Eukaryota; Fungi; Ascomycota; Eurotiomycetes; Eurotiales; Aspergillaceae. The record is from RefSeq and is a predicted model, not a curated record. The transcript has 2 exons. Bases 1 to 951 code for a protein of 316 amino acids. Gene Ontology annotation, biological process: endoplasmic reticulum to Golgi vesicle-mediated transport; vesicle fusion with Golgi apparatus.
AUGUCUCAAUACUAUCCUCAACAGCAGCCGCAGGGCUACGGCCCUCAAGGUUCUGCACAGAAUCUCCAGUUCUUCCCCUCGUCCUACUCCUCAGUAUCCGGCCAUACAACUCCUUCACAGGCCUCCUAUGGCGCUGGGUUUGGCGGUGCUUCCAACCCUUCUUCGCAGGCUUAUCCCGGCGGUGGCUAUGGCGGAUUUGGAUCUCCAGCUGCAGGUGUGAGUGGAAGAAUGGGUGAACAGGGUGGCCUGCGGACUGGCUGGUUAGCUGCGUUUGGCGCAGAGGGAUACGAUGGAGAGCCAUCUUUGCAGGAGGAGCUGGGAAUAAAUCUGGGACAUAUCAAAACUAAGACUCUUACUGUCCUCAACCCCUUCGCCUCGAUCGAUAACCACUUGAUGGACGACAGCGACCUCUACGGCGCACUCCUCUACGUCUUCCUCUACGGCCUCUUCCUCCUCUUAUCCGGGAAAGUCUUCUACGGCUACAUCUACGGUGUCGCUGUUUUUGGCACCGUCUCCUUACAUCUGAUCCUAAGUCUCAUGUCCCCCGUCCUCGAUACAGCCUCAACCCCAAAUGCCGCCGAUCCCAGCAACUAUAACCCGCACCACAAGCCCUCCAUGUCCGGAGCCUCUACCGCUGGCCAUUUCUCUGCAACCUUGACUUUCCCCCGCUCAGCCAGCGUUCUGGGAUACUGCUUCCUUCCACUCGUGUUGACUGCUCUGAUUGGUGUCCUGCUCCCUAUGGAUACCCUGUUUGGAUACCUUUUGACAACCGCUGCAGUGGGUUGGUGCACAUACAGCUCGUCCGGGAUGUUCUGUGCCGUGGCUCGUAUGAGUGGUAUGCGUGGACUGGUGGCUUAUCCUUUGGCUUUGUUCUAUGUUGUCUUUGGAAUUAUGGGUAUUUUCUCCUCGCGAGGAACUGGCACUCUGGCUGCUAAAACCGGUGCUGCUUAG